UCCUUCGCGAAGAGUAACAAGCGUAAGUAAGCAAGUAUUUGAUGUUUUUUUGUGGGUGAUGAAAGUUUUAACAAUCCAAAAAAACUAGGACUUAUUUGUUUAUAACAAAGGUCUAUUAUCGCUAAUUAAGCGCAUUAUUCCAGUUUUCCAAAUGACUAUUAACGUAUUUCUCUAAUUCAAUGUUCUGUCAAUCGAAUUAAUUAUUCCAAAUAAUAAUUUUAUCGGUCUCUUGACCAGCCUUAACACUCCUAACAUUUUGUUUCUCUAAACAAAUGAGAAAAAAACGAAGUUAGAGCUUCAAUGUACGCUCAUUAUAGAAAACACAGGAAUCAUUUGCUAUUCCAUAGUAUCCUCACAUAAAUAAAGAUUCAAUAUUUAUUUCAUUCAUUAUCAAAAUUAUAAUCUAUUUUUCCUAUGAAUUUCAUCUCUUCUUCAUAUACCAUAAAUUUAUAUUUUAAGGAACAAUUAGCUCGAUGUCAUUUCUGAAGAGUCUCAUACUAAGACGAAACGGUUGUCCAGUGCUUCUAGGUCUUCUAGGGUAAUCUAAAUUAAAUCAACUACUAAAUUAGUACAAUCUCCACGAACCUUCAUUCUGAUGAUAAUAAUAAUAAUAAUAAUGUGCUCACUAGUGACUGGCUUUAAUGUGUUUAAUGGAAUUCUAGUAAGUAGAUGUCACCAUUCGAAUCAAACCGUGUCUGUUCUGAGGUAGUUACUCACUGAAGACAAUAGUGGUCGAUCGCGCAAUAUCAUGGAUUCGUUGAAGUUAGACAUUAACAUCGUUGAAUACUGGUUCAGUGAUCUAGAGUUUAAGCAUUCGCGUGUGAGUCCGAAGGUCCUAGAUUUUAGUUUCACGUGUGGGACCGUGGAUAUGCACUGCUGAGAAUUUUCAUACUGGGACGAAACCAUUGUCCAGCGCUUUCAUAUUUUCAAUGGUGAUCUGGCUUGACUUUUGAGUUUAGACUACUAUGGAAAACCUGAAAGCACUGAACGGCCGUUUCGUCCUAUUGUGAGACUUUUCAGCUUCAAUUGACUCAUAAUUUCAACUAUUGAGAUUAUUAAAAUCUCCAUAAAACCCCUUCUGAUAUGAAAAGAAAUGUUGAUUUAGAAAAAAAAUACCGAAAUAGAUACAUAAGUGAAAAUUUAUUUAUAAUUGUACUUUUAUAAAGGUCAUUUGACAAUUUUUAUCUUUAAAAACAAAAAGAAAACGUUGGUAACAAAUAAUAAAUGAUGGAUAGUGACUAGCAGUGGAGUCCAGGACGCGCGUUUCCUCCUAUUUGAGACUCGUCAACUAGAUGUACCUGCAUCUCAGAGUUGGUGUCCUCUCUAGGACUCGAACCCAGUGCCAUCCGCUUCAAAUACCAUUGCAUUAUUCACUCAGCUACUGAGUCCUGAUAGCCACUUGCUUGUACAAUGGGGUGAAGUUUAAAUUCACUUGGUAUUGUUUGGCUUGUAUCUUCUCAUUGAGGUUUGAGACUGCAAUUGACCAGUUUGUUAUACAAAUAACAAUAUGCACAGUAUACAUAUAUGCUAAUAAAAGACUGAUCAAUUGAAGUCUUAAACCUCAAUGGGAAGAUACAAGCUAAACAAUACCAAGUGAAAUAAUCAUUGAUUGAAAGCCGAUAUUAUUUUAGCAAUUUUUGUUAUUAUCAUAUGAUAGAUGAUAACUACAUUCCAUUAUUUCAAGGAAAAUGUGGAUAGUGUACAUUGUUUAGUAUCAUUGUAAUAUGAAAAAUUUAUUUAUUUUCUUAUUAUGUACAUAUAUAUGUGAAGAGAGGGUGGAGGAGAGAUAGAGAGGGAGAGGGGGAGAGAGAGGGAGAGAUAGGAACAGGAUAUUUAUCAUUCAUAUAUUUCUAACAUUUUUCAACUUGGAAAUUCCACAGUUUUCAAAAAUAUUUCACUAUUGAAUACAGAUGUCCUAGAAAAUUCAUUUUUAAUUGAUUUAUGAAAUAGUUGCUAUAGAUAAUACCUAACCUAAGGAUUUGGUUCAUAAUUAUUUACUUAUUUACUUCUGUUACCCCUUAUGGAGGAACAUAUACCGCUCACCAACAUACUCUAUCCAACUUUGUCCUGGGCAAUCUUUUCCAACUCCUUCCAGUUGUUAUUCAUCCUUUUCAUAUCUGCGUAUAUCUCCCGACGUAAUGUGUUCUUUGGCCUUACACCUUUCCGCUUCCCUUCAAGAUUCGAAGUUAGAGCUUGCCUCGUGAUGCAGUUUGAUGAUUCGCGUAAUGUAUUUCCUAUCUAUUUCCAUCGUCUUUUCUUAAUUUCUUCUUCAGUUGGAAGCUGGUUUGUUCGCUCCCACAGAAAGCUAUUGCUGAUGGUAUCCGGCCAAUGGAUGUUUAGUAUCUUACGUAGACAACUAUUUAUAAAUACUUGUACCUUAUUUAUGAUGGUUCUAGUAGUUCUCCAAGUUUCAGCUCCAUACAGUAGAACUAACUGUCUCGACGUUCGUAUUGAAGAUUGUGACUUUGAUAUUAGUUGACAGACAGUUGUUUUGAGUUGCAUAUAUUGUUCAAUUGUAGGAAUGCUAUUCUUGGUUUGCCAAUUCUCACCUUUACAUCUACAUCAGAUUCUCCUUGUUCAUCGAUGAUGAUGAUGUUUCCUAGGUUCAUGAAGGAUUCCACAUCUUCCAGAGUUUCUCCAUCAAGUGUGAUUGGAUUGCUGUUCUCUGUGUUGUAUUUGAGGACCUUGCUAUUUUCCGUUGCGUAUGUUAAGGCCUACUGAUGAUGUGAUUGCCUGCCACAAUCCUAUACUGAAGAUUAAAUUGAAUUGAAUUUUUCACUUACUGAAAGAGUGUAUUUCAAGCUUACUUUAUCUGAAUUUGUAGUUUAAUGUGUAUCUUCUUCCCAAAAAUACAAAGUACAAAACCACAGGUAAACAUAUACAAGUUCAGUAACCUGGCAGAUACAAUAUUCGUAAUAACCCCUUAGUUCUUUGAUUUUUCUUCCUGUUUUUAUUGUUUAUAAUUUAUGCUUCAUUUAUAUCAUUUAUGUAUUGUAACCGUAAAUGCCUGGAAACAAAACAAAAUCUAUCCAUUUAAGAUCAUGUGAUUAUCAACAUGAUUAGUAAAAUGAUUAAAAUGUCACAAGAAGUUGUUAUUUAUUUUUUGUAUAUUCACAAUGAAAUCUCAAUUAACUUCAUAUUUCAAAUUGUGAAACAAACAAACAAACAAACAAACUAUUUGAACAUUUCCAUUUAUGAUUGGUUUAAUGAUCAUUUUAUUCAAUCUUCUAAUCUAGGUUUUAUGGUAUCUGGCAUUUGUCAACAAGGUAUACCUGGAAUCUUAGAGGAUUUGUUCCUAGUUGGAUACAUUUUCACUGGACUAUCCAGUCCGCGAAUGAACUCAUGUAGGAAUGAGAUGUAUUUAUAAUUGAUUAAUCACAGGGUAAUGAUUAAUAUCAUGUGUGUUAGGUCCAUCUUAGUGUGGGUCUACAACCUCCAACUACUAUCUUAUUCCAAAAUUGUGUAAAGUAAUGUCGAAUCAACUAGAUUAGUGACCAAAACAAUCUAACUGAAUAUGAAAGUAUAGGAGUAUUAGUGAUAGAAGUAUGCAUACCAUGGUAACCGCCUCAAAUGAAAAUGAUAAAAUAACAUUGUUCGGUCAAUCAGAGGUUGGAAUCGAUAGAUUAACUGAGAUUGCAGAUCACAUAUAUGAACACACACAAGCUAAUUCGAAUAGUACCAUCAAAAAACACAAACGACAGAUAGAGUAGACUAUUUCGAAAACAGAUUUUACACUUUACGCUUAAACGUGACAAACUUCAGAGGUGUGCACACAGACGCACCAACGUCAUCACAAUGUACAUAGAAACGUGAAAAAUAGAUAGAACAGUAGACGUAGGAACACUGAGAUAUGCUGGUAUCAUUAAAUGUUUGAGAACCGAGCUAUGCAGUGUCAGCCACGUUUCCAUUCGACUAGCUAUGACAGAACAAACCUACCGGUGACCGAUGAAGGCUCCUACUGUUGGCCUAAACUUACGAGGCAGUCACUUAUUCUACAUCCAAGGUUGAGCAAAAGCAGCGCAAUCUUUAAUAAACACAGAAGUAUCUUAUCCUUGGAUGAUAAUGUGAAAAAACACCCUGACUUCACCUUUGUAUUAAGGACUGUGAAUACAACUGAGAUAAGAACAUGCGGCACCAGAUGAAUCACGUCGGGAUCAUCACUCUGUGAUUUUUAACUGACUCCAUUGAUGAUGAACAAUGAUGAUAGUAAAUUAUAAAUUUCUACUGAAUUCGCAUACAUCCUGUCAACAUAACAGGUUCAGAAUACAAGUCGGGAUACGAAUGCUACGGGUACAUAUACUUCAGGCAUUCGUAUGACCAGACAAACCAAGAGAGUCAAUAAGCAAAUGAAGUAUGGAGAGUCUUUUAAUGGACUCGUACAUAAUUCACACGUACAUAGAAUAGAGAAUGCAAUGCAGAUAUACGCAUAAACAAAGCACACAAUAACAUAUAUGAAUAUAAUUAACAUGGAAACGAAUGAGAAAAGCAAAUCUGUAAAAGGUCAGAAUUAUUUAGGAGAAACGGUAUUGUAAGAAGGUAAAAAUAACCUAAUAGUUAAAUGCUAUCUGAUUUAUUAUACAUCCAAAAGCUAGAAUAAUUUGUUUACGGAUGUAAUAAGAAUUGCUAGUGUAUCUGGUGAUGUGUUUGAGGAAUUAAUCUUGCAUGUUGUGUGGAAGCCUAAAUGGAUAUGUAAACCUAAGUUGUAACAGGUAAACCUCGCUGACGAGUGCCUAAUAGCAUGAAACCUACAUCUGGUAUUUCCUGUGAACUAACCCCAAUCACCAUCUUAUCUCAACAUACUGCACGCAAUGUCGACUCACCUACAUUGGUGGCCACAUCGCAAAUUGAUCGAUAGGAAGGACCUGAUACACAUGACAUUGAUCACCACCCAGUGAUUAGUCAACUGUAAAUGUUUUAAUUACUAAGCAACAUCUGAAUGUAUCAUUGAUUGUGAAACAUUUCGUUCAUCUUAUUAGAUAAACCUACCAUUGAUACGCUGAAGGAAUAAAUGACACAAAGUAGAUAGAUCCAUUAUCUUGAGAAUCUUGAAAAUCUUAUACAUACUUUACAUCUUUUGAUGUUAAAUUGACUUUGAUUGAAUUGAAUCUAAACUAGUCUUCACAUUGUAAUUAAUUAGUUAAGCAGUUGGAACAUUGCAGAUUGCAGAUAUCUAGUUAAUAUGAAACUGUGGCAUUUAAGUUAUGAACACUAUGACAAAUAAUUCAGUGAUUCCCUACUUGAAAAAUUCAAAACUAUGAUCCGGACGAUUUCUACACAUUGAUCUUUGUGUGAUUGAAGAUUUCGAAAUUAGUCAAGAGACCAAUUGAAAGAGUAUAUAUAUGAGGAGUUUAAAAUAAGAAGGAAAAAUUACCCAACUGAUCGUAAGAUUCUCCCAGGUAUGUAGGACAGUCUACUUUACGUCUCAAAAUCCUCUUAUUCAUUUACAACAUGUAAUUAAGUUGAAGAGAUUUACUAUCGAUAUGUUCUCUCUUCGGGUGUUUCAUACUAUCAGACUACCAGCUUUAAAUGUUUCUAAAUAACAUAUUUUUGUUCCAGUGGAUCUCAAACGUUGUUGCUUCAUUGACGUGGUAGUCGGGAUUGCCUAUCGUGAUGAACCAAUCGAGCUAUACUAGUUGGAACAACCGUUCCUCAAGGUCCUACCAUGUCAAACACGUCGGUUGAAGAGCGGUAAGACUAAAAGCAAAAAAACCCAAGGUCCGAAGGCGAAGUCGUACUACUGACUGUACAGAGGUGUGACAGCAGUAAGGUAUUUCCUUCAGAUAACCAACAUGACAGUGAUGCUGCCUUCUCACAAGGAGGGGUAGGGUUAGGAAAGGUCGACCUCAAAAAUGCACACCUCGCCCUAUCCCACGGAUAUCCGUCUCCAGCGGUAAGGUCUUGAUGAUGUCACAGGUAUUCAGUGUUUGACAACGCUUCUACCAGUAACACCUUCUAAUGUAUUUCGUUCCCACCAAGAGAAAUCAAAAGACAGAGUCGAGGAGAUCGGAAGAGUAUAUUUGGCGAUGACCAACAUAUCGGAAUUCUCUGAUCUAAUCUGGCUAGCGAUUGCGGUUGAUGUUGAGCACGGCGUUACCACACGUGAUCUGGUGCGGAUGCCUGACCGAGCGCCUUCAGCUAGAUGAGUCCACUAAAACAUAUGGUCAGCAUCCAAUGUCGAAAACUUAGUGCUAUUUA
Messenger RNA from Schistosoma haematobium, 6195 nucleotides. RefSeq lists its product as uncharacterized. The record is from RefSeq and is a predicted model, not a curated record. Lineage: Eukaryota; Metazoa; Platyhelminthes; Trematoda; Strigeidida; Schistosomatidae. The transcript has a single exon. Bases 3056 to 3367 code for a protein of 103 amino acids.